CUCACAAGACGCUGGGCCCCAGCUCAUCUCCCUCCCCCUUCUCCCCACUGAGCUGGCAGAAGAGGAGAAGAUCGGGAUUCGCUGCCCUGGGCGGAGCUCCUGGUAUACAGCAGGUGCCCAAAAAGUGUUGGACACGUAGACGAAUCAGCACUGGUCAAGGCUGCAUUCCCACAUAAAAGGGUGUCUGGGUGGCCUGAGCCCCAGCCAUGGCCCGCAUCACCGACCUGCAGCCCUUGGCGGACAGCUCCACCCACGUGUGCGCAACCCCGGUCAUCCUGCUCCCGAUGCGCAGGCGCAACCAGCUGGCCGGUGUGAAGCAUCAGCUCUACCACCCGGCCCUGCCCACCCUGCGCCGCAUGGACAUGGACUCCGUCAGAGGCUGCCUUUCCGAUGAGCACAGCCAGUCCACUACCUACUGCCGAAAAGAUGAAUUUGACAACGCCUACUUCACACUCCUGGGAGUCCCCAACAAACCCCUGCAGUGCUUGGACAUCACACAGACUGGCCGGAGGGUCCACGACAGGUGCCGCGAGGGGAGGCUGGUGCCCAUGGCUCCGGGCAUCAGCAGGGUCGACUGGCCCUGCCUCACGAGCGCCAUCGAGGACUGGUCCCACUUUGUGUCCUCGGCUGGCGAGUUCAAGCUGCCCUGCCUGAGCAACAGGGGGCUUCAGCGGCUACGCGGUGCGGCACCUGAAGCCGGACGUGACCCAGAGCUGGCGGUACUGUCUCAACCAGAGCCCCAGCCUGGAUCGCUACGGACAGAAGCCCCUGCCUUUCGAAUCCCUGAACGCUUUCCGGCGCUUCGGCUCCUCCUACAGUCGUGUCGACUACCUGGUCCCAUGGCAUUAAUCUGCGAAAAGGAGAUAUGGACCCCGGGCUGCUGGACCAUGCCACCACAGGCUCCCCAGCAGGACAAAGGGUGUAUGGUGGCAGCUCCCUAAGAAUACAGCCUGUUUGGAAAUAAACCUAAUGCUCCCAGAGGGAGGC
This is a messenger RNA of Talpa occidentalis (Iberian mole), 987 nucleotides long. It is a transcript of the gene SPMIP8, whose product is annotated as testis, prostate and placenta expressed. The transcript has 9 exons. The record is from RefSeq and is a predicted model, not a curated record. NCBI's taxonomy places the organism in Eukaryota, Metazoa, Chordata, Mammalia, Eulipotyphla, Talpidae. Bases 207 to 941 code for a protein of 244 amino acids.